AUGGAUAACCCUUCAAGUCCUCUAUCCUCUCCCGGCGGCUCCCCGCGCGAGUCGCCAUCGUCACCCCUCUCGACCCUCUCAAAUACGCCCUCCCUGCCCGAUAGAUCAGUUUCUGCCGUCGACCUUUCAAGGCGCUAUCCUUCGCCCAUGUCUACGACUGCCUCGGGAGCUCAAUCUCCAAUGAGGCUGACGGCCACCAUCAGUCUUGGCCAGCCUAUAUACGACAAUGAUUCCUCAAAGAGCGCGGAUGACGAGCAACCCCCAGCAAAAAGACGCAAAGUUUAUCAGCCUAAAGAACGUAAAACGGAAUACUUGAACUACAUGAACAAGGAGGACAAGGACAUGACAGAUGCGGAAAAGGCCCAGGAAAAGAGACUGAUUGCGGCCCUGCGGAAGAAGAAGAAGAUUGUCGUCAUUGCCGGCGCGGGUAUUUCCGUGUCAGCAGGCAUUCCUGAUUUUCGAUCAUCCUCGGGUCUCUUUGCGCGUGCCAAAAAUCAGCACAACCUCAAGGGCUCGGGCAAGCACCUGUUUGACGCGUCUGUCUACCGGCAUGAUUCAUCAACGCAAUACUUCCACUCUAUGGUCCGGGAAAUGGACGAAAUGACCACCAAGGCCAACCCUACUGCAUUCCACCGCCUGCUGGCAUCAUUGGCGCAAGAAGGACGACUGCUGCGACUCUACUCCCAGAAUAUCGACGGUCUCGACGCAAACAUGGAACCGCUGACUACUAAGAUUCCGUUGCCCCUCAAGGGCCCCUGGCCGGCCACCAUCCAGCUCCACGGUGGAUUGCAGCAUAUGGUUUGCAGCAAAUGUGGCAACGUGGAAAAAUUCAACAGGGAACUCUUUGAAGGGCCAGAGGCUCCACUGUGCAAUGCAUGCACGGUCGACGACGAAGUCAGAACGAGGCACGCAGGGAAGCGAAGCCACGGUAUUGGGCGCCUAAGGCCGCGAUUUGUUCUUUACAACGAAUACAACCCUGAUGAAGAGGCUAUUGGAAAUGUUUCUAGUGCCGAUCUGAAAGCUCGGCCAGAUUGUGUCAUUGUUGUUGGAACGACUCUCAAGGUUCCAGGCACGAGGAGACUCGUCAGGGAAAUGUGCCAGGUUACGAGGGGCCGAAGAGAUGGACUCACAAUCUGGGUCAAUACCGACGCGGAGCCCAAGGACGCGUUAUUCAAGGACUGUUGGGAUCUUGUUGUGCGCUCUCCGUGCGACAAGGUGGCUCACCUAGCGGCUCUACCACCGUGGGAUUGCGAUAUUGGCAACGACUAUCUCGUGUCUACAGAACAGGAUAGCCAAAACCAAGAACGCCUCAAGAAAACCAAACUUGAGGUUGCACUGCCUCUCAGCCAAUCCAGCACUGAUCACGAUCUCAGCCUGGACGCUAUUCCCACGCCACGACCCAGCCCUAAGCUUACCGCCAAGAAGCCGAUCAAACUCGCUCUCGGAAAAGAACCUCCGCAGAAUGGCAAACAAACCAAAGCAGCAAAGCCGCGCCCACGGAAGGCGAAGGCACCUGCCAAGCCCAAGGCACCUCCCAAAAACGCAGUCACGGACACAUUCAAAGCCGUCAAAAAUGUUCCCAAGGGAAAGACGGCAAAGAAGCUCGACGAUCGUCCUCAGCCUUUGUCGCUGCCACCUCUGAAAUCAGAACCUCUGAAAAUAGAGCUGGGCUUCUCUUAUGAUACCCCAUUGAGUGAUUUGAGCUCUUUACCUCCCUCCACCCCCGUCGGGUCUUCGCACCCAUACAAAAGGGAGACGAUAUCUCCCAAGUCUAUUCCUCACAACAUGCAAAAUUUGAUUGAUUGCUGA
Molecule: messenger RNA, 1809 nt
Organism: Trichoderma aggressivum f. europaeum
Lineage: Eukaryota; Fungi; Ascomycota; Sordariomycetes; Hypocreales; Hypocreaceae
Exons: 1
Coding region: 1-1809 (602 amino acids)
Molecular function (GO): NAD+ binding
Source: RefSeq, a predicted model, not a curated record